AAAAUCCCUUAAAAAAUUCUCUCUUUCUCGUUUCUUAUUCUUCCUCCUCCUCCUCUGCUUUGGAAACAUUCCGGCGAGUUCGACGAAAACAAAAAGAGAAGAUAAAAAUGGCGGCACUAGACAUGGCGAAGAUAACGGAAUAUCUGGAGAGAUCGAUGCAGAAGAAUUGUUCAAUGAGUAAGCAGGGAAGGAGGAGUGUCGUCGGAGAUGGGCUUGGUAUGACCGACGAGAGCGACGAUCAUAUCCCGAUCUCAGAUAGAAACUUGGAGCUCAAUUCUCACAUCUCUAUUCCUUCUCAUUUGGAACAGUGUCUUGAUCUCAAGACAGGAGAGAUUUACUACAUAAACUCGAACAAUGGAAUGAGAGUGAAGGAAGAUCCGAGGACAUUAGUAAGCAACAACAAUGCAGAUAAAUUGACAUUGGUGAGCAACAACAAUGCAGAUGAAUUCAGUGAAGAAUCGGAUAUAUCUGUGUUUUCAGAAGAAGAUAGCUCGUAUUAUGAAAGCGAAGAAUCUUCAUCAGAGUCAUCAAGAGAGAAUCACAAAGAAGAAGAAGAAGUUCUGGUGGUAGCUGGUUGCAAAGCUUGCUUCAUGUAUUUGAUGGUCCCUAAACUCUUAAAGGAAUGCCCCAAAUGUUCAGCACAGCUUCUCCACUUUGAUCGAUCUCACUCUGCUUCUCCUUAAUUAACAACCUCUUUCUUUGUUGUUUGUUUUUCUUUCUUUCUCAUGUUCAUCUCUCUUCAAAUAGUUAUGUAGGUUUCCUAUCAUUUCUUCCUCUUCUUUUUAUCUCUUAAAUCGUAUAUGUAUAAACUAUUGGUCGUGUUGUGUCUGAGUGGCAUUAACACGAGAUUUGAUGGCAAUGUUUCAA
Molecule: messenger RNA, 867 nt
Organism: Eutrema salsugineum
Lineage: Eukaryota; Viridiplantae; Streptophyta; Magnoliopsida; Brassicales; Brassicaceae
Exons: 2
Coding region: 108-683 (191 amino acids)
Source: RefSeq, a predicted model, not a curated record